AUGCCAGCUUUUGAGGUUGUUAUGCCCAUGGUUGAUCACAGAAUAUGUGUUAGGCAUUUAUAUGCCAACUUUAGAGACAUUGGGGGGUAUCGAGGGUUGGCACUGAAGGAACAGUUGUGGUCUGCAGCCUCUUCAUACACAGAAUAUGAAUUCAAUGAUCAUAUGGAAGAGUUGAAGAAGAUGAAUGAAGCCGCGUAUGAAUAUUUGAGUCAGAUUGACCCUAGUACAUGGUCUAGGGCAUGGUUUAGUGACUACCCCAAGUGCGACCUCCUAGUCAACAACAUCUGUGAGUGUUUCAACUCAUAUAUUUUGAAGGCCCGUGAGAAGCCCAUGUUGACCAUGUUGGAGAUGAUACGGAAGAAGCUGAUGCGGAGAUAUCAAGUUAAGAGGGAAGGGAUAAAGAAGUUGACUGGGAAGUUAACCCCCAGGAUUGCUGCAAAGUUGGAAGAAAUUGGGUUGCAAGCAAUUGACUGCAUUGCACAGUAUGCUGGUGAUUCUAUGUUUGAAGUUACUUGUCCGGAUAAUAGACAAUAUGUGGUAGACCUUGGUAGAAGAAGGUGUGGUUGUAGGCAGUGGGAAAUUACUGGAAUCCCAUGUUCCCAUGCAGUGGCAGCUAUACUCUAUGAUUGUGGGGACCCUGAAGACUAUGUUGAUGAGUGCUUUACUAUUGAGGUCUACAAGAAGGCAUAUGCUCCAGUAAUAUACCCAAUGCCCAGUGAGGAACAGUGGAUAAAAACAAGUCAUGAUAAGUUGGAGCCUCCAAGAGGAAGAAUUGCCCCGGGUCGACCAAAGAAGCUAAGGAGAAGGGCACCCGAUGAGAGCAGGGACCCAAGAAAUCCAUAUCGGAUGAGGAAGUACGGAGCGCGAAUGAGAUGUGGGAAGUGUAACGGGGUUGGACACAAUAAAAGGGCAUGUCCAACCAAUAGAAGUGAAGCAUCCAAUAGCAAGAAGUCGGAUACACCAAUUGUAAGUUUCUCAUACAUAUAG
Corylus avellana is the source of this 987-nucleotide messenger RNA. The record is from RefSeq and is a predicted model, not a curated record. Lineage: Eukaryota; Viridiplantae; Streptophyta; Magnoliopsida; Fagales; Betulaceae.